AUGCACGGAGAAAUAUCGACUGCUUGUCCAACGUCUCGAGUCACCCGCGUCAUCUACCGCAGCGAAUUUGUGGGUCCCACAGAACCUCGUAUGGGGGCAUCUGUGCACGAAGGCAGAAUCUACCAGUUGAAGCUCUUCUGUGAUAAAGAUUACCCGGAUAAGCCCCCGGGUGUUCGCUUCCAUUCCAGGAUCAACCUGACUUGUGUCAACCAUGAAACCGGAGCGGUGGAAGCGAGGAAGUUUGACAUGCUAGCCAAUUGGCAGAGAGAGUACACGAUGGAGGACAUACUGACCCAGUUGAAGAAGGAGAUGGCGGCGCCACACAGCCGAAACCUCGUCCAGCCUCCCGAAGGCACCUUCUUCGAGUAGACAUGCAGGUCACGAGGUUCCUACUUUAGGUACGUGAAAGUAUCGAUGUCUGAACACAUCGAACUGUGUUUUGGCAGACUACACUGUAAGCUCGACAGACUGAUGGGCUCGCGCGAGUGUAUGACGAGUGCUACUAGUUCGUCCUGUCGUUUGCCUCUGAUUAAUCUACAGUAGCAGUGAAUGCUUGUUGCUCUGAAUUAUCAUACAUGCAGAAG
This is a messenger RNA of Musa acuminata AAA Group (dessert banana), 584 nucleotides long. RefSeq names its product ubiquitin-conjugating enzyme E2 variant 1C-like. The transcript is spliced from 3 exons. The record is from RefSeq and is a predicted model, not a curated record. Lineage: Eukaryota; Viridiplantae; Streptophyta; Magnoliopsida; Zingiberales; Musaceae. Gene Ontology annotation, cellular component: nucleus. The coding region runs from base 1 to 369 and encodes 122 amino acids. Gene Ontology annotation, biological process: protein K63-linked ubiquitination; DNA damage tolerance.